Messenger RNA from Cornus florida, 1074 nucleotides. RefSeq lists its product as uncharacterized. The record is from RefSeq and is a predicted model, not a curated record. The transcript has 5 exons. Gene Ontology annotation, molecular function: mRNA binding; protein binding. The coding region runs from base 107 to 751 and encodes 214 amino acids. NCBI's taxonomy places the organism in Eukaryota, Viridiplantae, Streptophyta, Magnoliopsida, Cornales, Cornaceae.
GUGCUAACAUAGCCAUCUAUCCACAAUCCUCCAAACAACCCAUGAAAGCAAAACAGCUACUAGUUGUUCAGCGUCACAAGAUUUGGCAAACUGUUUUUGCACAAAAAUGAUAACAACUGCCCAGUUCAUUUCCUGUGCCAAGCCUCCAAACCCUCCCAAUUCUUCAAUUUCUCCUUCUUUACCGCCAAAACCCUCUCUUGCUUCAUAUCAUUCUCUCACUUUUCUAGGUUUUAACAGCCUGCCCACCAAACCCCCUUGUACCAGGAUUAAAGGUAGGUCACAGAGGGUCAAUCUUGGAACAAAUGCUUCUGGAGUAGAAAGUCCUUCCACAACUGAUACAGAAAGAUGGCUUCUUGAACCUGUAGGUGAUGGAGACACAAAGCAUAUUGGUUUUAAAGUUGCAAUGCCAAAUGCAUUUGAAAUAGCUUCUAGCGUGGUGACCGUCGGACGUGUCCCCGAGAAAGCAGAUAUGGUAAUUCCUGUUGCAACAGUAUCUGGUCUGCAUGCUCGCAUUCAGAAGCAAAAAGGGAUUCUUUUGGUGACAGAUUUGGACAGCACAAAUGGUACAUAUAUUGACGAAAGGCGGCUACGACCUGGUGCUGUUGCCCCUGUAACACCUGGAAGUGUUAUUACAUUUGGUGAUACCCAUCUUGCCAUGUUCCGAGUCUCAAAGCUUGAAAAUGUGGAAGUUUCCGACGAAUCAGAGGACUCCGAGGCCAAACCAGAGACAGAAGACCCCAGUGACAAUUGAGAGACAAGAAGUUGAAAUUUGGGGUCUUUUUUGUGGACAACACAGUUAAUAAAUGAAUCAAUGCAUAUAUUCUACAAGGAAAUUUAGUAUUACUAGAGUGCCAGUUAAUCUUCUAAGAGUGCUAUGCAGAUGAGCCAAAGCACACAUUUUGCAUCAUGUUCAAAACUUAGUUUACAAGAAAAUAAAAAGAGUGGAAAAUAGAAGAAUAAUUUGUGAAAUACUUUAAAAGUGAAAUAUCUAUUCGACAGUUGGGAUCAUGUUAGACAGGCCUAUUGAUCUGUUCUUAAGUCACAAUUAUUCUAAAGUAGUGUCGUUUUUUCUCG